AAUUUUACUUGGAAAUAUCGUAAAACGUUCAUAAGUCAUGACUCAUAAAUAUGUCAACUAUAUGUAUUAUGAAUGAAACUAAGAUAGCGACCUCAAUAUCAGUUUAUCAACUCAUUCGAAGUAAGUCUAGUGUUUCGCCCGAUUUCAGCCAAUAUAUAAAGAUCAGAAUUUUCUCCUAGAUUUUACUUUCUAUGUCCUCUACAUAGUCAAAGGGAUUUAUUGUAUAAGUGGUGUGGUACUUGUGUAGUUUCGUAGAAGUUUAAAACAAAAAAGUGUGUAGUGUUUGAUUUUGUAAAUUUCAAUUAAAAUGAUCGAAGAACACAAUGAGCAUGAAACGAUAUACGAUUCUGUGAAUUCACUUGUGGAAGGUUGUCGUUUGCCAGUCAAAAUGCAUGGAACAGACGAUUGGCCCCUAGCUGAAAUUAUCAGUGUUAAGGAUAUACAUGGUAUCAGAUGUUAUUACGUGCAUUAUGUUGAUUUUAAUAAACGAUUAGAUGAAUGGGUAACUGAAGAUUGUUUGGAUACUAGAAAAGUUCAAUAUCCUCAACGAGAUGGCACAGCUCCUGGAACAGGAGCAGGUACUCCAAAAAAGCAAGUGCAAAGCAGACCUUCUAGUCCUAGUAGUGUUAGUAACAAACCGUUGAAUGGUACUGCUGUAUUACAAGCAGCAUUACAAAAGAAAAUGUCAAAGAAGAGAAAGUCAACGUUUUUAGAGAACGAGGAUUCUCAAGAUGGCCCACCUCAAACUACAGGUCCAAGACCUACUGGUUCAUUGGUUUCUCAUCAACACGAUGAUGUUGUCACACGGAUGAAAAAUGUAGAACUUAUAGAAUUAGGUCGUCAUAGGAUAAAGCCAUGGUAUUUCAGUCCAUAUCCACAAGAGAUGGUGAAUCUUCCGUGUAUAUAUAUAUGUGAAUUCUGCUUGAAGUAUAGGAAAAGUAGAAAGUGUUUGGAGAGGCAUCUGGCAAAGUGUAAUUUACGUCAUCCACCGGGAAAUGAGAUAUAUCGAAAAGGGUCUAUUUCGUUUUUUGAAAUCGAUGGUAGGAAGAACAAAAAUUAUGCACAAAAUUUAUGUUUAUUAGCAAAAUUAUUUCUCGAUCAUAAGACAUUGUAUUACGACACUGACCCUUUUCUAUUCUACGUUAUGACUGACUUUGAUAGCAGAGGUUUUCAUAUUGUUGGAUAUUUUUCUAAAGAGAAGGAAUCACCGGAGGAUCAUAACGUAGCAUGUAUUCUCACACUGCCACCGUACCAAAGAAAAGGAUAUGGAAAAUUAUUAAUAGAAUUUUCCUACGAACUCUCAAAAUUCGAGGGUAAAACUGGAUCUCCAGAAAAGCCAUUAUCCGAUUUGGGCUUGUUAUCGUAUCGAAGUUAUUGGACCCAUACGAUACUCGAUAUAUUAUUGAACAUUAAACCGGUAGUCGAAAAUGAAAAGCCACAAAUAACUAUAAGUGAAAUCUGUGAUUUAACGUCUAUCAAAAAGGAAGAUGUGAUAUCGACGUUACAAAACUUGAAUCUAAUUAACUACUACAAAGGACAAUAUAUCAUAACGUUAAAUAGGGAAAUAAUUGAGCAACACUCGGCGGCAAUGAAAAAACGCCAAGUUAGGAUAGAUCCAAAGUGUCUAUAUUGGACUGAAGGAUUGGAGUGUUAAGGCUAAAUAAUAAAGUGAUAUUAAAAAGUGGCUAAAAGCCAAUGUUAAUUUGUUAUGAAAUUAUUUUCAGGAAUUCUGGAAGUGUUAUGAUAUCAAACUAUAUAAAAAUUGUACAUAGUAACGUGAUAUUAUGGACUGGCAUUAAAAAGAAAAAGAAAAAGAAAAAAAAAGAAAGAAGAAGGAAAAGAAAAAGAAAAAAAGAAAGAAAAACUGUUCAUAAUCCGUGAGGUGAAUCAUAAUGGUUUAACAAUUCAUUGAAUCAAGCAAAUUGCACUAGUGGGUAUUAAACAUAAAUAAUUGUGAUAAGUGAGUUUUGUAUGAAACAAUAUUCAUGGCUGUAUUAACAGUUUUAGUCGAUAAUGAUCUUUUCAUACGACGGGUAUAAUUUAAAAUUAAAAACAAAUGAGAAAAAAAAAAAAGAAGAAAAAGAAAAAAAAGAAAGGAAAAAAAAAAGCCAUCCGAGUCUUUGCGGUUAUUUGUUUGUACAAAGACUCUCGGAUGAUAAUAUUUGAAUUUUGUUGAAUUGUAAAUAAAAAAAAAGAAAAAAAAAGAAAAAGACCAAAAAAAAAAGAAGAAAGAAAAGAAAGAAACGUUUCGUUAAACUUUCACUUUUUUUUUUUUUUUAAAAAGCAAUAACAUUCAAAUAAAUCGAACGACGAUAAAAACUGAUUUGAGAAGAAAGAAGAGGAAGAAAAAAGAAAAAAGAAAAAGAAAAAGGAAAAAAAAAAUAUAUCCGAAACGAAUUCUCUCGUAAAACUUGUUUCAACUUAAUCAAUGAGACACUACCUCUUAUAUGUCUGUGUAUAUAUAUAUAUUUUUUUUCUUUUUUUUUCCUUUUCUUUUUUUUUUUUUCUUUUUUUCUUUUUUAUAUAUAUUCAACAGUAACAUCACAGUAGCUUCAUAUACAUUACGUUCUUAUUAUGAUUUCAUUUGCGCGUACAAUUUUUACCACGCAAGCGUGAUACGGCGAGUUCAAAGAGUUGCUUCAAUUAUUUUCUUUUCUUUUUUUUUCCCUUCUUUCCUUUUCUUCCUUCCCCCCCCCCCACCCCCCAUCUCCUCUACCUUUUUCUCUUUGCUUUUUAAAUUACAACAUAUCAGUGGAAUAUAAAUGAGAGGAUUGUUUAAAUAAUUGCAUAUUCAUUGCGUCGUGCGAUUAGGUCAAUCGAUAACACAACGGUUUCCUUUUUCUUUUUUUUUAUUUUAUUUCUUUUUCUUUUCUUUUCUUUUUUUUUUCUUUUUUUUUCUUUUUUAAACGAAUACUGAUCAUCGUCUCUCUCUCUCUCUCUCUCUCUCUCUCUCUCUCUCACGUUCUCAUUCUCAUUCUUAUUUUCUCUUAUUAAGAUAAAUGCAUAAAAUUCACUUGCAUCGUAUCAUUGAUGCACUAGUACGUCGAAUAUCAAAUUGCGUUUCUCCAUUUGGAAAUUAUUUAUAAAAGAAAAAAAAAAAAAAAAGGAAAAGAAAAAAAUAAAAAAGAAAGAGAGAAAUUAAAACAAAAAAAAUUAGAAAACAAGAAGAAAAAAAGAAGAAAUAAAAAUUGUUCUCCCUCUACGUUCUAUUAAUUUUCAAUAUGAAGAAAAUCUCAAGCAUUUUGUAAGACGUAUAAUAAAAAGAUCAGGUUAAUAUAAUGAGAAGACAGUUUCUCAUGGAUUCGUUAUAGAAACAGUUUAAUGAGAGCACAUCACGAUAAAUGCGAUGGGAUAACGUGAGAAUUGGAUGAUCUAUAUAUCCAAUGAAUGAUCAUCUCGAAAUAAUUACAUGAGUUUACGAUUCGUUAAGGAGAAAGAUCCUUUGCGAAAAAUCUGUAUAGAUUUAUUUAUAUCGUUUAGUUUCGAAUGAUAGACGCAAACUUAGAAUAUCGUAUUAAUCAUGACACAUUUUUAUUUUAAACGAAUGAUCGAUCGAUCGAUUGAUUGAUCGAUUCUUAUCGAGGAUACCGAUGUUUAACAAGAUUUUAUUAAAGAUCGCGAUAAAUUUAUUCAUUUAAUUAUUAAUUGAAUUGAAAUGAUCUAUCAUUGAAAUUCUUAUCGUCCUGAAAUUAAUGUUUGUUAUUAUUAUUAUUAUUAUUAUUAUUAUUAUUAUUAUUAUUAUUAUUAGUAUUAUUGUUAUUACUAUUAUUGAAAAAUUAAAUUAAAACGAUCAAGUGAAAGAAGGAAUCUACGAAAUUGUUCCGUCAAUGAUUUGUACUUAGAAAAUAAUUAGUCAAUUAAUUAGCUAGAGUUUCAAUCAUUGAAGAAUGAAUCUUUACGUAGAUAUAUAUAUAUAUAUAUAUAUAUAUAUAUAUAUAUAUAUAUAUAUAUAUAUAUAUAUAUAUACUAAUCCGUAGACAUAUAAAAUAAUUAAUUCGUUUUAUUCGUAGACACAAAAUCUACGAAUCGUUGACAAAUUAUUACCGUAGAUACAUUUUCAUCUAACUCUUAUCGUAUUAAUUAAUAUUUUUUUAAUGACAAGAAUUUAAGAAAACAAAUAUUAAUUUCACGACGGCGACGACGACGACGACGAGAAUAUCAAUUAUUGAUCAUAAUUGAUUCGAUUAAUGAUUAAUCAAUUAAUUUAAUCGUGAAUUGAAUAAAAUAUUGUGAAACAUUGUAUAAUACUAUCUAAAAUUCAUUUUUAAUACCGAGCACGCCUUUCGGAGUUGUCGAAAUUGACGUAUAUACGUACAUGAUCGAUCGAUCGAUUCUCGUUUGCACGAGAUACAUAUGAAAAAAUGAAAGAAAGACUGAUUGAUUGAUUGAUUGAUUGAUUGAUUCAUUCAUUCAUUCAUUCAUUGAUUGAUUGAUCGAUCACGUAACGUACGAGUAUACAUUUUGUGGCUAGUUUAACAACAAUGGCAACAACAACAACAACAACAAUGACGAUGAAAAAUUCAAUGGCAGCGGCAAUCGUUUUGAUAAGGACAGAGAUUAGUUUAGUUUAGUUUAGUUUAGUUUAGUUUAGUUCAGUUUAGUUUAGUUUAGUUUAGUUUAGUUUAGUUCAGUUUAGUUUAGUUUAAUUUAGUUUAGUUUAGUUUAGUUCAGUUUAGUUUAGUUUAGUUUAGUUUAGUUAGUUAAUUAGUUAGCUAAUUAUAACGAUGAUUAACGUGAACGAUAAUAAUCGACAACAUAUACACGGCGUAUCGCAAAUAUUAGAAAAACAAAAAAAAAAAAAAAAAAAAAAAGAAAAGAAAAGAAAAAAGAAAAAAGAUUUA
Molecule: messenger RNA, 4841 nt
Organism: Vespa crabro (European hornet)
Lineage: Eukaryota; Metazoa; Arthropoda; Insecta; Hymenoptera; Vespidae
Product: histone acetyltransferase Tip60-like
Exons: 5
Coding region: 308-1654 (448 amino acids)
Biological process (GO): regulation of DNA-templated transcription
Molecular function (GO): histone acetyltransferase activity
Source: RefSeq, a predicted model, not a curated record